Scomber scombrus (Atlantic mackerel) is the source of this 3366-nucleotide messenger RNA. RefSeq names its product neural cell adhesion molecule L1.1-like. NCBI's taxonomy places the organism in Eukaryota, Metazoa, Chordata, Actinopteri, Scombriformes, Scombridae. The record is from RefSeq and is a predicted model, not a curated record. Gene Ontology annotation, biological process: cell-cell adhesion. Gene Ontology annotation, molecular function: protein binding.
CGUCGUGUACAGAGUCACUGAGGGAGGAAACAUCGAGUUGCACUGUGAGUCCUUCGGGUCCCCACGACCACACGUCACAUGGGAGCGGGAGGACGGGGCCCUGCUGUCAGACCCUCGUAUCUCUCAGCUGACCAAUGGGACGCUUCAGCUGUCAGACGUCAGCCACGAUGACAGCGACGUGUUCACCUGCUCCGUGCAGCACAGCAACAUCUCCAUCACCGCUCACCUGGAGGUCUACAACCGGACGGUGAUCCGGACCAGGCCUCAGGACGUGAGGGUGCUGAGAGGAAGCAGCGCUAUGCUGGACUGUGACUUCUACAGAGAUCCUGGACUGAAACAUUAUCAGAUCAUCUGGAGGAGAGACGGACACAAGCUGCACGAAUCUUCACCUGAUGACAAGUACACCAUCUUUGAGAACGGCACCCUGAAAGUGACCGACAUCCAAUCAGACGACACAGCACCGUACUCCUGUGAGGUCAUCACCGACCUGGAUCAUGUGAAGGAAGCCGGCUCCAUCACUGUGGUCGCCCGGCCGGACCCUCCCAGCGAUCUGUCUCUGUCUGAAGUCGCUGAUCACAGUCUGACGCUCAGCUGGACCCCCGGAAACGCCCACAACAGCCCCGUCACAGAGUUCAUCGUGCAGAGCCGGGAGGAGCAGCACUCUGAGGAGGGCGACUGGCGUUGGGAGGAGUGGAAGCGAGUUCCUGGAGAUGUGAACAGCCUGCAGCUGACCCUUCACCCCUACUGCACCUACCGCUUCCGGGUCAUCGCGGCCAAUGAGCUGGGCCACAGCGAGCCCAGCGGGUCCUCAGAAUCCCACAGCACGCCCCCUGCUGUUCCUGCCAGCAACCCCACCGGAGUGCGCAGUGACUCCACAGAUCCAGGAUCUCUGAUCAUCACUUGGGAUGAGAUGCAUAAGCGCUUACACCACGGCCAGAGCUUCCAGUACAAGGUGUCAUGGCGGGAGGCGGGGGGGCCGACUGCUCCCUGGAGCUACAGCUACGUGAGGUCGCCGCCGAUCGUGGUGAACGGGACAGGAACCUACACGCCGUUCGAGAUCAAAGUCCAGGCUGUCAACACUGUCGGAGCGGGCCCAGAACCGGAGCCGGAGAUCGGACACUCCGGAGAGGACGCGCCCGAGGAGCCUCCCGGCGGCGUCGCAGUGACUGUGAUGAACAGCACCGUCAGAGUGAUGUGGAACGAAGCCCAGAGGGUCCGAGGUCUGCUGCUGGGAUACAAGAUCCACGUGUGGAAGCUGGGUCCAAAGCUGAGCCGGGACCGCAGGUCCCUCUUCAAGAAGCAUCACGAGGAGGAGAGGAGGAGAGAGGGAGGAGCGGAGCGAGGGAAGCAGAAAGAGGAGUGGCGUAAAGAGGUGGUGGUUCAUGGCAUGAAGACUUCAGCCGAGGUGACGGGUCUGCUUCUGUUCUCCCUCUACGAGCUGACGGUCAGCGCCUUCAACAGGAAAGGGGACAGCCCCCCCUCCCCAGCAUUCAGCUUCAGCACCCCAGAGGGAGUCCCCGGCCCUCCUGCCUCUCUGUGGUUUGAGAGUCCAUCAGAGAAAUCUCUGGUCCUCCACUGGGAGCCUCCAGCUGAGACCAACGGCAUCCUGGUGGGAUAUAUGCUGCAGUACCAGGAGGAGAGCAGAGACAGCUCAGUGAGGAUGCAGACCAUCGAUGAUCCCAGUACCACCCACAUGGUGUUUGAUGGUCUGGACCCGACCCUGCACUACAUCUUCAACGUAAUCGCACGAACCAAAGCAGGAGACGGACCCCCGAUCACCCGCCGGGUCGCCACCCUGCUGGACGGAGUCCCUCCAUCCAACAUCUCCGUCGUCCCCGGCAACACGUUCCUCAACCUGAGCUGGGUACCAGGAGAGCGAGACCGCAACUACGGCUUCCUCAUCCACUACCUCCAUAAGAGCGCGGGGGGAAAGUGGGAGGAGUCAGAGGUCCUGAACUCCACGCAGGGUUUCUAUUCGCUGACAGGCCUCCAACCAGGAAGUGAGUAUCGGCUGAAGAUCAUGCACGGAAACAACACUCUGUGGGAAGAUGUGACAUGGACCGGAGGGCCGGUGCCGUCAGAGGUCGCCGGAGGGUUCGCUACACAGGGCUGGUUGAUCGGACUCAUCAGCGCCGUAGUUCUGCUGGUUCUGAUCCUGCUGAUCCUCUGCCUCAUCAAACGCAGCAAGGGAGGCAAAUACGCAGUUAAAGACAAAGAAGACAAAGAAGUCGACUCUGAAGCUCGACCCAUGAAAGAUGAAACGUUUGGAGAAUACAGUGAUGCGGAUGAGAAGCGGUCAGACAGUCAGCCUUCUAUCUGUGAGGAGAGUAAACUCGGCUCUGAAGACUCUCUGGCUGAAUACGGCGACAGCGUCGACAUCCAGUUCAACGAGGACGGAUCCUUCAUCGGCCAGUACAGCGGCCGAGGGCCCGUUCCCCACGGCAACGAGAGCUCCGGCCCCGCCUCCCCUGUCAACGCCGUCCCGCCUCCCCCCAUCGCUCCAUCCAUGUCCUCCAUCCUGAACCGACCCAGCUAGACACACACACACACACACACACACACACAAACACACACACACACACACACACACACACACACACACACACACACACACACACACACACACACACACACUCACACAGUCUGAAUACAUUCCACAGGAUUAUGCAGUGACAUGUUUACAGAAUUAAGUUUACACACACACACACACACACACACACACUCGUCACUCUUCUAGACAAAUAGGGAGGACGAGGAGGAAGAGGAGGAGGAGGAGGAGGAGGAAGAGGAGGAGGAUGAUGGCUGAUGGGAUGAAGGGACCAAACGUCUUUUAACAGCCUGUUUAAACUUUAAAGGAUUAAAGGUUCAUUCUGCAGAUUGAACCUUUAAUAUUUUACCUUUGUGUUUGUGAGCAUGUGUCUGAGAAUGAUUCACAUAUUUAUUAUUAACGUGUGCGGCUGUCAAACUCAAGAUGCAUGCCCCCCCCCCCCCCCAGCUGUUCAUGCUCUCCUGUUGCCUUAACACAGUCAAGCUGAGCCUCCUCUCCUCACACACACACACACACACACACAUAUAUAUACACACACACAUAUACACACACACACACACAAUGCAAACACAUGGGCAGGCCCUUUGUAGCAAACCAUACAGGAGCCUGUGGAGGAAGAGGAGGAGGAGGAAGAGGAGGAGGAAGAGGGAGAGGAGGAGGAGGAGGAGGAGGAGGAGGAGGAGGAGGAGGAAGGAAUGAGAUCAGAUAUAACGUUCUCUGAAUGUAAAUAGAACCUUGAGAUUGUCAUUUUUUUAUUUUCAUGCUUCUUUUAUAAAACGAUCCAAUUGUCAUUUUUUAAUGAUCUGUUGCUGUUUGUA